Molecule: messenger RNA, 158 nt
Organism: Microthlaspi erraticum
Lineage: Eukaryota; Viridiplantae; Streptophyta; Magnoliopsida; Brassicales; Brassicaceae
Source: the annotation of a GenBank genome assembly
AUGAGUCGCCGGCUCAUUCUUCAACAGGCACGCGGUCAGAGCCCAGGGCUCCUCCCACUGCUUGGGAGCUUACGGUUUCAUGUUCUAUUUCACUCCCCGAUGGGGGUUCUUUUCACCCUUCCCUCACGGUACUACUUCGCUAUCGGUCACCCAGGAGU